Molecule: messenger RNA, 605 nt
Organism: Kickxella alabastrina
Lineage: Eukaryota; Fungi; Kickxellomycota; Kickxellomycetes; Kickxellales; Kickxellaceae
Exons: 1
Coding region: 108-365 (85 amino acids)
Source: RefSeq, a predicted model, not a curated record
AUAAGUAAUACCACCACUCGAGUGUCCAACGCUAUGCUCACUUCACUUCACCUCGGUUUUAUUUAAUAUACACUUUUAGCAAUAUAUACGCACAUCAGCCAAACAAUAUGUUCAAGUUUCUUUUCAUCAUCGCGUUGAAUUUUGCAUUGGCAGUUGCUACUGCCAUAAAUUACCCGACAGGUCUCUACAGGCGCGUCAUUGUCGACAGCGCUGAAAAUAAAUCCAAUUCAACGAAUGAUGUCAGUGCUGGGCUAAUAGCCGGAGUCACUGUUGCUGUCAUCUUGGGUCUUCUUCUUCUUUCAUUUGGUGUCACAUUCCUGAUCUCUCGCUAUAGCCGCAAAAAGGCUGCCAACAUUAACAAGUAGAUGGGAAUAAUAAGCGCUAAUACAGGCAGGCGGACAAUAUUUUCGAUAGUAUCAAAGAAAUAUUAAGGCUUGUCGCAUGUGUAAGUGUAAAUGUGAGUGUGUGUUUGUAGCUUUCUUCUAUUUCUUUGCUUUGUAUUUUACUUUUUGCAAAGCGUAUAAAAAAGGUGAGUAAAAUGUGCGACUUUUUUUCAAAGGGCCAAGACAACACGGUCAGUUUUUGUUUUUACAUUGAUGCGAAAA